Molecule: messenger RNA, 2220 nt
Organism: Labrus bergylta (ballan wrasse)
Lineage: Eukaryota; Metazoa; Chordata; Actinopteri; Labriformes; Labridae
Product: hyaluronan-binding protein 2
Biological process (GO): proteolysis
Molecular function (GO): serine-type endopeptidase activity
Source: RefSeq, a predicted model, not a curated record
ACAAAUGUUUAGAAGAGUGUGAGUGAUCUGACAGACUGCACACUUGUCUCUGUACUCUGCUGGACGUCUUCUGAUCGGCUGCUGCCAUGAAGCUGAAGUUCUGCUUCUUGUUCGUCCUCUUUGCGGUGCUCCUCAUACCGGCUGAGCUGAAACAUAAAAAGCACAAGAAACAUCGCCAUGAUCACGACCACCAGGAUCAUGAGCAUAAUGGUCACGGCAAAAAGAAAAACACUUUUAAGGACAUAAUUAACGACAUCUUCUUUUCGGCCGUUGAUGGAGCUUCCGAUGACGAUGAGGAGGAUGAUGACGACUCAAGUGACUGGCUUUAUGAACUUCAGGAGCCAGAAGGUGUGUGCAAUCCAAACCCGUGUCACCAUGACGGAGUGUGUGAGCAGAAAGGAAAGAGAAAGUUCAAAUGUGAUUGCCCGAGACCUUUCAAGGGGAAGAAAUGCCAGAAAGGUCCAAAAUUUUGCCGUAGAGGGAGGUGUGGGCAUGGAGAGUGCGUGCUGACCUCGGCCCCUCCGUUUUACGAGUGUAAAUGCAAAGCGCCUUUUCAGCCCCCGAACUGCAGAACAUAUUCCCUGUGUGAGCCCAACCCAUGCGGGAACGGAGGGACAUGCGUCACAGAGGGAAAGGACUUCGACUGCCAGUGUCCGCAAGGCUACAGAGGACGAUUCUGCCAUGUCGGCCCUGACGACUGCUAUGUGGACGACGGAGAGUCUUAUCGGGGGAAAGUGAGCGAGACAGACGACGGCGACGAAUGUCUCUACUGGAACUCUCACUUCAUCCUCGCCAAUGGAGUUGACCCCUUCAAAUCCUUCGAGGACAAAGACGGACUCGGCCCUCACAACUUCUGCAGGAACCCGGAUGGCGAGAGGAUGCCCUGGUGCUUCUUCAGACGAGGACGCCGCCUGCUGUGGGACUACUGUGACGUGGUCGAGUGUCCUGAUCCAACAGGUGUAACACCCACUGACGUCCCCCCUACCUCUUCCAGACCCACAGAUCCACAGCCUCAACCCACAAAACCUCAACCCGCAAACCCUCAACCCACAAACCCUCAACCCACAAGUGACGCCAAACCAACAACCACCCUGCCCCCGACUACCCAGAACCCCAGCGAGGCUCCGUCCACUUUUCCUGCACCAACCACUCCUCUGAUCCCCAGCACCCCUGCAUCCCCUCAGCAGUUCACCACCUGUGGGAAACCUCAGCCGAAGAAAGCCAUCACCAGGAUCUUUGGGGGUCUGAAGGUGGCUCCAGGUGCGAUCCCCUGGCAGGUGUCCGUGCAGGUGAGACCGAAGAACUCCAAACAGGAGUUCCAACACUUGUGUGGAGGAGUUCUCAUCGAGAGCUGCUGGGUGCUGACGGCCGGGCACUGCAUAGAGUUGAGGAAGGACAUGCAGGUGUUGAUGGGGACUCUGUCUCUGGACACUGAGGAACCUUCAGAACAAACUGUGAAUGUCGAGGAGGCGAUCCGUCACGAGAACUACAGAGAGACUUCAUCAGCUGUUUACAACGACAUUGCGUUGUUGAGGCUGAGCGGGGCUAACGGAGUUUGUGCCAAUGAGACUCAGUUUGUGAAGGCAGCGUGUCUGCCUGACGCCCUGCUGCCUGAUGGGAUGGAGUGUACCAUUUCUGGAUGGGGGGCCACAGAGACAUCUAAUUAUGGAUCCAACCACCUGUUAGAGGCCGACGUGCUGCUGAUAAACCAGGACAAAUGCAAUGAACGUGCUGUUUACAACCGGGUUCUGGAUGAUUCUAUGUUCUGUGCCGGUCACCUGCAGGGAGGCGUGGAUUCCUGCCAGGGUGACUCCGGAGGACCUCUGACCUGCAAUCAGAACAACACUCACUCUGUUUACGGUCUGGUGAGUUGGGGGGAUCAGUGUGGACGGAAGAACAAACCCGGGGUCUACACACAAGUCACACACUUCGUGGACUGGAUCAGGUCGAAGACUCAAGCAGCACCUGCAUAAAAACAAACUCCGUAACCCACAGUAGGCCGACGAGCCAGUCUGUGAGGUCACAUCAAGAGUUUUACAAACCUCCAAAAAAUGAAGCGUUUGAUCAAAUUGUUGAUGAUUAAAAGUGUAGUUUGAUCUUCACCUGUUACUCUCUGAUAACCUGAAAUCUUCUGUGAAUCUAAAUGUCAGAAUGUUCUCCUCUUCUCAGAAGUUUUAUUAAAACAUAUGACUGCCCCGAGCACAUGAAGGGGAAAAGGCC